Rattus rattus (black rat) is the source of this 1628-nucleotide messenger RNA. RefSeq names its product T-box transcription factor 22 (gene Tbx22). The record is from RefSeq and is a predicted model, not a curated record. Gene Ontology annotation, cellular component: nucleus. The transcript is spliced from 9 exons. Bases 1 to 1599 code for a protein of 532 amino acids. Gene Ontology annotation, molecular function: RNA polymerase II cis-regulatory region sequence-specific DNA binding; DNA-binding transcription factor activity, RNA polymerase II-specific. Gene Ontology annotation, biological process: regulation of transcription by RNA polymerase II; cell fate specification; positive regulation of DNA-templated transcription. Lineage: Eukaryota; Metazoa; Chordata; Mammalia; Rodentia; Muridae.
AUGGACAGACAGAUACCUCCUGCUGCUUCUAGCCUGCCAGGGAUGGCUCUGAGCUCUCGAGCGCACGCCUUCUCGGUGGAGGCCUUGAUGGGGAGACCCAGCAAAAGAAAAGCUAAAGACCCAAGAGAGGAGAUGCGGCCUGAGCUGCAGGAGGAGCAGUUCAUAGAGGAAGGGGAGGAGAUACUGAGCAGCCCUUCUGGGGACAGUGAGCAGCCGGAAAAACGACCCAAGGCAGAAUCUUCAAAAACUGUUUUCUCCUGCUCUGGCAACGAGAGCAACAGCCGGGAAAGUCUGCUGGAAGAAAGCAUUAUCCAAGUGGAGCUUCAGGGAUCUGACCUAUGGAAGAGAUUCCACGACAUUGGCACUGAGAUGAUCAUUACCAAAGCGGGCAGACGUAUGUUUCCUUCUGUUCGGAUCAAGGUGAAAGGGAUGGACCCUGUGAAGCAGUACUAUGUGAUUUUGGACGUGGUACCGGUGGAUUCCAAACGCUAUAGGUAUGUGUAUCACAGUUCACAGUGGACGGUAGCUGGAAAUACUGAUCAUUCAUGCAUCACUCCAAGAUUUUAUGUCCACCCGGACUCCCCUUGCUCAGGAGAAAAUUGGAUGCGUCAAAUCAUCUCUUUUGAUCGAGUAAAACUCACCAACAAUGAGAUGGACGACAAGGGCCAUAUCAUUCUGCAGUCCAUGCAUAAGUACAAACCCCGUGUGCACGUGGUGGAGGAGGACAGCAGGAUUGACCUGUCCCUAAUUCAGUCCUUUCCUACUGAAGGAGUUAAAACAUUCUCCUUUAAAGAAACUGAAUUCACUACAGUGACAGCUUACCAAAACCAGCAGAUUACCAAACUGAAAAUAGACAGGAAUCCUUUUGCCAAAGGAUUUAGAGAUCCUGGGAGAAACCGGGGUGUACUGGAUGGAUUUUUAGAGACCUACCCCUGGAGGCCUUCUUUCACUAUGGAUUUUAAACCUUUUGUCCCAGACACACAAAAUGGAAGUAGUGGUUCAUCUCCAGUGACAUCUAGUGGAGGAGCUCCCUCUCCUUUGAACUCCUUACUUUCUCCAUCUUGUACUCCACCUACGGUUUACAUACCACCAAGCUCCAUUGGGAUGACCCAUCCAGAGACGUACCUGCACAAUGUCAGUGUACCCUUCUGCUACAGAAUUUGUCCAACUAAUUAUUGGCGACCACAACCUUUUGUCUUACCUACUCCUGAAAGACUACCAAGCUUCAACAGCUCUCAGUCCUUUCCCCCACUCAUGAUGGAAGUCCCCCUGGUAUCCUCCAGGGGCUUCAUCAAUUCAAACAGUGGCUUACAUGAAGGCUGCAAUGGCCAUUGUCUACAAGCAUCUCAUUCUACCAGUCAAAUGGUAUAUGGAUUACAGAAUCCUGGAAACAUUUUCCAUCCAAACCCCAUUGCCCAAGAAGCAAUCUGUUGUCCUUUUCAUCCUCCCAAUGGCUGUUAUAGGUACAAUGUCUCCAUGCAACCUAGAUUGGAAAAUGUUGCCAAUCACCUCAGUGAAAAUGGUACCAAUCAAAUUUCUUUUACUGGAGGCAGCUGUGAUCAUUCCCAUUGGUAUCCAGCAAUCAACCAUUACUUUUAAUAUGACAACAUCCACGUUUUAAGACGUUC